This is a messenger RNA of Ilex paraguariensis (yerba mate), 552 nucleotides long. The record is from the annotation of a GenBank genome assembly. Lineage: Eukaryota; Viridiplantae; Streptophyta; Magnoliopsida; Aquifoliales; Aquifoliaceae.
AUGCUCGCCCUGCGCCUCCUCUUCGCGUGCCCCAGCAAUGCACCCAGGCUGCACGCCCCAGCUGUCCGCGUGCCCAGGCAGUUCGAGCGCCCAGGUAGUGUACAAACCAAUUUGUGCAUCAUCAGAACAGAAGGCAAAGAAGCAACUCGUGUUUGCAAUAAACAAGCUGAUGUGGUUGGCUUGCCUCUUCAUUCCUAUGUGGUGGUUGGCCCUGAGGAAAGGUUGGAGUCGAAGUUGCACAACAUAAGGAGAGCUAAGACCCUUUCUCGUUCUUUCCCGAAGUCUAUGGCCUCGGAUACAGAGAUAUGUAAUGAAAAACAUAAGAGGAUGUAUGCGACGUUGGUUUCAGACCUUGCCAUUUUCACUGUAAUUGCCCCCAAGCCUUUCGGUAGUGAGAAAUUAAUUGAUCAUGGUAUAAUUAAAUGGCCAGAGUGUCUAGGAGGAGCAGAUGAAUUGGGCCGCAGAACCAGUAAAUUCUGGGGCUUCCACACUGACGGCAACAGGCCAAAUUCACGGAGAAUAGUUGCUGAAAAGUACAACAAGCCCAUUUGA